AUGGAUAAAGCAAACGAUUAUCUCUUUGUGCCUAAGAGCUCGGAAGAGAAGAAGAUCUACUAGAAUUAAGUGCACCAAAAAGUUACUUCUAACAUCAUUGAAAUUCACUUUUCAAAUUUGAAGAAACUCUAAAAGAACUAUAUUUAAAAGGCUCCAAAUUUUUGUGUUAGUUGCUAGGCGGCUCUGAACCACUUAUCUGUUAUUAAAUAAAAAGAUGGUUAAACUAUUUGGCAGUGCGAGUUCUGUGAUUACGCUAAUCCUCUUAAUGUUCCAUAAAAUAACAACAACUUGAUUCCUAAGGAAAAGGAUAUAUUUUAUAUGCUAGAAAAAUAAAAUGAAAAAAUGAAAUCUUCACAAGUAGAGAAAUAGUAAUCUAAAACUUCAGAAUUUUAAAUGGAUGUAGAAGAUAAUAGUGAUGCUGAUAUAAAUGACUAAAGAACUAUUAUUUUUUGUCUUGAUAAUUCAGGUUCAAUGAGCAGUGGAACUGUUUUCAAGGAUGAAGAUGGCUAGAAUAAGUACAUGUCUCGUAAAGCUUGUGUCGAAAAAGCUAUCCAAUCUUAAAUUACUCAAAUGCAGAAAAAAUUUCCUAACAGGAAAGUAGGAAUAGUUUUAUUUUCUAAGGAUGUCACUGUUUUAGGUGAUUGUCAAUCAGCUCCUGUGUCGAUUUCUAAAGAAGGAUCAUUUGAAAAGCUAUUUGAAUAAGGAUAAAAUAACUAUGAAAAUCUAUUCAAAAAUAAUGUAGGCCAAGUUAACAAUAUGCCUUAAAAAUAUAAGGAAAUUAGGACUAAUGGCUCAACAGCUCUUGGACCUGGUUUAGCUGUAAGUUUAGGAUUAGCUUCAUAAAGUCCUUAAAUUGGCUCAAGUAUCAUUUUAUGCACCGAUGGACUUGCUAAUGAAGGUAUUGGAAAGUUAGAAGACUAAAAAGACUAUGCCACUUAUGAAAAAAUGGGUUAAUUAGCAUAAUCUUUAGGUAUAUUGAUUCAUACUAUUACUAUGAGAGGAAACGAGAGCGAUGUCCGUGUACUUGGUAAACUAUCUAACACAACAGGAGGAAGAACUUCUAGAGUAGGCCCUGCUGACUUUAACUCUAAUUUUGUUGAGUUAGUUUAAAGUGAUCUAGUUGCCACUAAAGUAGAAAUUGUUGUAUAGCUUCAUGAAGGUCUUGUGAUGAUAGAAGGUAGUCCUCAUACAGAUUUAGGAAAUGCAACUGAAAACUCAAGCAUAACUUAUCAAUAUGCUGUUAAAGACGAGUAUGAUUUCAAAGGAAGACAAACAAUUCCUAUCUAAAGCAAAAUCUUCUUCUCAACUCUCCAAGGAGAUAAAAUGGUUAGAGUUAUUACUCAAGAGUAAAAAAUAACAUAUGAAUACAAGCAAGCUGUUUAAGAAGUUUAGAUUAAUAUAUUAUCAAAGCAUGCUAAUAGAACUAAUGCCCAUUAAGGUUUGUUUGGGUCUGUCCCAUAAGCUUAAUAAAAACAAGAACUAUGGGGGAACUUCAUUAAAAAUUAAGUCUAGCCAAAUAACUCAUCAUAAUAAGCUCACUACAAUCUUUACUAACAAUAACAUUAAAAAUUAGAUAACGCAAUUAAGAAAAAAAUGGCUCAUUAAUAAAAAAGAGAUAUCAAAAAUGAAGAGAUAGAUGACGCUGAUUAAGAUUUCUUUGACUAAUUCUGA
Tetrahymena thermophila SB210 is the source of this 1671-nucleotide messenger RNA. RefSeq names its product type A von willebrand factor domain protein. Gene Ontology annotation, biological process: endoplasmic reticulum to Golgi vesicle-mediated transport; intracellular protein transport; COPII-coated vesicle cargo loading. Gene Ontology annotation, cellular component: endoplasmic reticulum exit site; COPII vesicle coat. Gene Ontology annotation, molecular function: SNARE binding; zinc ion binding. The transcript is spliced from 4 exons. The record is from RefSeq and is a predicted model, not a curated record. Lineage: Eukaryota; Ciliophora; Oligohymenophorea; Hymenostomatida; Tetrahymenidae.